AUGAGGAACCUUCCACCGGGGCUGGACUUCCUUCUGGUCCUGCAAACCGGAGAGAUCUGCUUGGCACUCGCCCAGGGAAUCUUGUAUGUUGAGACAGUUAAAGCCCCAAGGUUGAAAGCCUGGAGUCUAAGCUCACCUAACGGCACCCCAGUUUCUCAUGUUCUCUGUGUGUUUCAGGCAUCGGGUUCAGAAGCAGAGUGUGAAUCUGCUGACAGGUGUGAUGUUUACGAAGAGCAGAGUCUGAUUGCCUGGUACAUCUGGUUCUACAUCUCCCUUUUCUUGGCUGCGAUCCUUCUGUGCAUCACCGCCUGCUGCCUGCAGCGCUGGGUGAAACGGCGGAGGCCCUCCUCCUCUCAGCGGACAGUCGCCGUGUUUGCCCUCAGCGACGCCGAUUCAGGACACAAGAGUGACGGUAGGCUGAGGACCGUGCCUCCAAUCCACCCUCACCCCCAGUGGAGCUCCUCCGACUUCAUCUUUGAUACGGUGGUGAGGAAUGGGCCACCUCCGUCCUACGAGGAGAUCGUGAAGCCAGGGGCCACCCAGAGGUGCUGCUCAGCUUCCAGGCUGAGGGGGGACAUGGCCGCAGAUCCACUUUCAUGGGGAGAGGACUCAGAGUCCUAGCUAGAGGGCCGUGCUGGGACAUGGGCAGCUCUGG
Molecule: messenger RNA, 655 nt
Organism: Lacerta agilis (Sand lizard)
Lineage: Eukaryota; Metazoa; Chordata; Lepidosauria; Squamata; Lacertidae
Gene: TMEM207
Product: transmembrane protein 207
Exons: 5
Coding region: 1-621 (206 amino acids)
Source: RefSeq, a predicted model, not a curated record